Molecule: messenger RNA, 2294 nt
Organism: Closterium sp. NIES-67
Lineage: Eukaryota; Viridiplantae; Streptophyta; Zygnematophyceae; Desmidiales; Closteriaceae
Source: the annotation of a GenBank genome assembly
UUCGUUAUCGUUCAGACUGCAGCCAAUCAGGUUCAGUGUCAACGCGAGUCAUGCUGAGAACCUGCGAUGGUGAUUCGGAAACAUGCUGACAUUUUUCCAGAUGACCUACCGGCGGGUUUGCCACCUAAGCGAGACCACGACCACAAAAUCGAGUUGGAGCCCGGCGCGCAACCGACUGUUCGGACUCAAUGGAGGCUGACUCAGCCCGAGCUAGAUGAAAUUCGACGCCAGCUGGACUACCUGCUCGAGAAAGGAUUAGUUCGCCCCAGCACUUCUCCGUUCGCAGCUCCGAUCCUGUUCACCCCGAAGAAAGAUGGUGGUCUACAAAUGUGUAUUGACUACCGCGCCUUGAAUCGGGUUACCAUCAAGUCCCGCUACCCUAUCCCACAUGCCGACGAACGCAUCGACCAAAUUCGUGGAGCCAAGUUCUUUUCGAAAUUUGACCUGCGAGGCGGUUACCAUCAGAUUCGCGUGAACGAAGCUGACUGCUCCAAGAUGGUGUUUCGGACCCGGUAUGGGAGAUACGAGUACACGUUAACCAUGAACGAAGUUUUCCGGCCGCUGCUGGAUAAAUGCGUCAUCGUGUACCUCGACAACAUCCUGAUCUACAGCACUACCCGGGAACAGCAUUUGAAGGAUUUGGAAGCAGGGGGAGAGCAGCAGGCUGCAUUCAAACAGCUCAAAAUUUUCCUUACUACACCUCCGGUCGUUCGAAUUGCAGAUCCUCCUCGUCCGUUUGAGCUCAUCACCGACGGUAGCGACCUGGAUGUUGGCGCAGUACUGUUACAAGAGUUCAGCGAAGGCCUUCAACCCAUCACCUACGAGUUACGAAAGCUGAACUCGGCCGAGCAAAGUUAUCCUGUCCACGACAAAGAGUUACUCGCCAUCGUUCACGCUUUCAAGGUCUGGCGCUGCUACCUGACGGGCGCUGACGUGAAAGUCCGAAUAGACCACAAAUCGCUACAAUUCAUCCGUGCCCAACCGACACUAAAUCCCCGACAGAUUUGCUGGCUCGAUUACCUCGAGUCAAACUUCCACUACAGAGUCACCUACAGACGGGGGGUUAGCAACAUCGCUGACACACUGACCCGCCCGUCAGUCCACACCGCCGCAGUCCUAAUUACCCAAGCUAAUCCGCUGAUUACUGGUCUCUUCACCCACGGAUACAAUACCGACCCAUUCUUCACCACUAGCAGUCAUCCCCGACUGACGGUCAAGCAAGGGGCCUAUGACCUAAAAUCCGGUACCAAUCGGAUUUGGGUUCCCGCCUACCGUACCCUACGCGAGCAACUGAUACAGGAGGCAAACGACUCAAAUUUCUCGGGUCACUACGUCAUCGACAAGACCGCCAAAUUGCUGAACCGUAAUUAUUAUUGGCAUGAUUUGCCGACAGACGUGCAGCUGUACAUCACCUCCUGCGCCACGUCUCAACGCAUGAAGUCUUCACGGCUUCGACCUGCGGGAUUACUGCAACCGCUCGAGCCACCCAGCCGAUCCUGGCAACUGGUGAUGAUGGAUUUCGUCACUGGCAUGCCAGCUGGUUCUUUCGAUAACGACGCGAUUCUCGUCGUCGUUGACCGGUUGACCAAGAUGGCCCACUUCGCCGCCUGCAAGACGACAAUUACUGACGGGCAGACAGCGAAGCAGUUCCUCACGAACAUCGUGCGGCUACACAGCAUUCCUUCGGCAAUCAUCAGCGAUCGUGACCCACGGUUGACAUCCAACUUCUGGACAAAAACCUGGCAGCAAUACGGCACACGUCUGCAUCUGUCCACGGCGUACCACCUGCAAUCGGACGGCCAGACUGAGCGCACUAAUCAGACGAUGGAGCAGCUGAUUCGCACGACGUGCAUAGACCCGGCCCAAUGGGAAGACUCCCUUCCCUUGAUCGAGUCUGCGUACAACAACGCCCCAUCAGCAACGACUACUCAGUCCCCGUUCUUCCUUAAUUACGUAAUAGACCCGACAACCCCUCUAUCGCCAACGAUAGAAAAUCCGGCACCAAGGUCGCAUCAGUUCGUCGAAAAUCUCCGACAGUCUCAGCAAAAAGCUGCCGUUGCCAUCCUCAAAGCCAACCAACGGGCUAAGCAACAAGCUGACCGACGACGCCGUGACUUAACACUCGUCCCUGGGCAAUUGGUCCUGCUCGACACCAGAAAUUUGGGAAUUCCCCUCCCAAAUAAACUACGACCAAGAUUUUGCGGCCCAUUCCGCAUUCUCUGCAUGGUGACACCAGUCACCGCCCAACUGCAACUACUGGUCGACUGACGAAUUCAUGAUUCAUUUCACGUUAG